AUGGAUAUAUUGCGCCGGCCGAAACAUGCCGGUAACCCGAAAUGGAGCGUGCUGUUCGUUCUCAUCGUGGGCAUAUCAGCGGCGCGCGAACGUGUCACGGAACACUGUCAAUUCGUCGACAACGAUACAUUGCAAUGCCGCAACGGCACCGUGGAGAAUCUCUCCCUGACGCGGGACGUCGCCCGAUUGGAGUUGGAGAACGUGCGCGGCGGCCGGCUGGACGCCACGUUCGUCCGCCAUUUGAAAUGGACGCGCAGCUCGCUGAGCGACAUCAACGACACCAUCGACAAUCCGCAGCACAUACAAACGUUGGAUUUGUCCUACAACAACUUUACGGUGCUGGCCGAUUACCAAUUUCAACAGUACUACGAUUUGGUCGCGUUGAACGUCUCGCACAAUGUCGUGUACGAUCUUCCUAGGGACGUGUUCAAAUUGAACAAGACCGUACGCGCCCGUCAGACCAUACAGAAACUCUAUCUAUCCAACAACAAUCUGAAAGCCAUACCGUUUCAGGUGUUCUCGCACUUGCCGAAAUUGCGCGUGCUCGAUUUGUCUUUCAAUCAAUUGGUCACGUUUCUCGAUCAUUUUUUCAAAUUCAACAAAUACAUCGAAGAGUUGUUACUCAACAAUAACAAUCUCACGAAAAUCACGUCGAACGCCCUCGCCGAUUUGACCGACAUCAAACGGCUCGAUCUCUCGCACAAUUCCCUAAGAUCCGUGGCCAAAGGAUUGUUCGACUCGCUGGUGCACUUGGAGUACUUAAAUUUGGCCGAUAAUCCGCUGGCGAACAUGGCCAGCGGUACGCUCAGAGGACUGUCCAAUUUGAGAACAUUAAAUCUAAGUGGCAAUAAAAUAUCUCAAUUGACGUUCGGCCUGUUGCACUUCAGCCCGCUCCUCACGACUCUCACUUUAGAUGAUACUUUAAUCGAUGUGAUACACAAUACGGAAUUCUUGGGCGUUCCCAAACUCACCAAAUUGAACAUAAGGAAUAACAAGAAAUUGAAGGAAAUCGAACAUUUCGCCUUCGCCGACACGCCGGCCCUCGUCGAAUUGGACAUCAGCGGUAACGAUUUAACGUUCCUGCCGCGCUCCAUCGAAAAUCUCACCCGCUUGAAGCGGAUCAACAUCAGCGACAACCCGUGGGCCUGCGAUUGCCGCAUGUACUGGUUCGCCCCGUGGGCCGACGAUCCCAAACGCUACAAUCUCACCAUGUCCGAGCUGACCUGCGGCCCGUACGCCUACCCCAACGACAUGCUGCCGACGUUGCAACACCUAAACUGCACCAAACCCCGGAUAGUCUUCAAAACGCCCACCAAACGCUACCGCCUCAAAUCCGACGCUCUGCUCGAAUGCCGCUACGCCGCCUACCCUCUACCGUCGAUCACUUGGUUCACCCCACAGCGGGAGGUGUACCAUUGGAAUCCGGAUCCCACCGUUCCGGAUAUAUUCCACAAGCACGCGCACGCCCACGACAAGUACAUGACCCCGUUGAGGAUCAUACCGCCCCGCAUUCAAGUCCUCGACAACGGGACGCUGUGGAUCAAGAACGUGACCAGGGACGAUUGCGGCCGGUACUAUUGCUACGCCAGCAACCCCAUGGCGAAUUUGACGGAGGACGUGCUGUUGCACAUCGAUCCGGCCGAUUGGAACGACAUCAGGAUCAUAUCGCUGAUAGUCGGCACCCAAAGCGCCGCCGGAUGUUUGGGGCUAACGCUGCUCGUUCAAUUCCUUCGGUAUUUGAUGGACAAGUUCGGCGUAUUUAACAAUUUCUGUAGUUUCUGUAAGCGGGACAGGGUUUCGCCGAGGGCGAGGCAGAUUUACGCGAUGCUCGACAACAUCGAGCAAUACAAGAGCCAGCAAUUGGAAAAGUUGAGGGAGAAUUACGCGCAGCAGGUUCAAAGGAUCAAGGAUAAUUGCGUGCAGCAAAUGGAAUGGAUCCAAAACAGUUACCAAUCGCAAACGAAGCACCUGAAGGGUUUCCGGGACAUGGGGAGCGCGCACAUCACCACCAUCAGAGGACAAUACCACGAUCAGGUCAAGAGAGUACGAGACUAUUCGACGUCGCAAUUGAAUUGGGUGAGGGAAAAUUACGUCUUCCAACGGAACAAAAUCCGAAAAUUCAGUUCCCACAAAGUCCUGCAACUGAGAGAAACCUACAAAUACCAACAGCAAACGUUAAACAAAGUGCUCGAGAACCUGCCCAGCCUCUACUUCGAGAAUUGCAGGGCCGGCACCUGCGGCAAGGCCGAAUCGCUGGUGUUCGAAUCGCAGGAGAUAGAGAGCGUAGACUGCUACAUAAAGAGCAAAAUCAGGAAAUUGGAGAACAUGGACGCCAGCAUGACCGAUCUGACGCAGAGCAGGAUGUCGCUGUAUUACACGCCGUCCGAGAGAUCGGUGACGGAACGAUCGCCCGCCGACGGACCGUCGAUCUACAUAAACUACAUCGAGAACCCGCCCAGCGGGAUACUGAUGAUGGAGGAGCCCACCACCUCCGGUUGUACGAUCAACGGGUUCGCGGAGAGCGUCGCGUCGGAGCACAGUUGCGACGUUCUGUUGCACCGCGACGGCAGGCACCAACGCGACCAGGUGUUGCCCGUGGUGCACCGGCAGAUGCAACGCGAAACGUCGCUGUAG
Messenger RNA from Phyllotreta striolata, 2634 nucleotides. NCBI's taxonomy places the organism in Eukaryota, Metazoa, Arthropoda, Insecta, Coleoptera, Chrysomelidae. The record is from the annotation of a GenBank genome assembly.